AUGGACAGCUUUGUAACGAAAACAGCAAAACCAAAACAAGAUAAUGGACCAUCUCCUUUUGCAGCGGAAAGAAAUGCCCGACGUAUUGUGAAUGAAGCAGCGAGAGCGCCCACACUCGAAGACGUGACUGCUCUUCUUAAAGUAGUGCGAGAAGAGGAAGGUGUGAAGGCAGAAGUUCAACAGCUUCAGUUCACAGAAAAAUUUCCUCUACAUGACUACAAGCUCGUACAGUUGCCGAGGGAGCUUUUGAAUACAGUGAAAUCGGGAGACAAGUAA
Cooperia oncophora is the source of this 276-nucleotide messenger RNA. NCBI's taxonomy places the organism in Eukaryota, Metazoa, Nematoda, Chromadorea, Rhabditida, Trichostrongylidae. The record is from the annotation of a GenBank genome assembly.